Bactrocera dorsalis (oriental fruit fly) is the source of this 6284-nucleotide messenger RNA. It is a transcript of the gene SPoCk, whose product is annotated as calcium-transporting ATPase type 2C member 1. Gene Ontology annotation, biological process: manganese ion transport; intracellular calcium ion homeostasis; calcium ion transmembrane transport. The transcript is spliced from 4 exons. NCBI's taxonomy places the organism in Eukaryota, Metazoa, Arthropoda, Insecta, Diptera, Tephritidae. Bases 1433 to 4567 code for a protein of 1044 amino acids. Gene Ontology annotation, cellular component: plasma membrane; endoplasmic reticulum; Golgi membrane. The record is from RefSeq and is a predicted model, not a curated record. Gene Ontology annotation, molecular function: ATP binding; ATP hydrolysis activity; P-type calcium transporter activity.
AGUUGUCAAAAGUGUUUGAGACGUUGAGCCGAGUGGCUGGCUAGAGCGCGUUUUCGGCAACAAGACUGGUAAAUGAAAAGAAACAAAGAGACAAUUCUAAUUGGAGAAAAAAUCCAUUUGAAGUGUUUUCUUUUUUUGGUGAAGUGCGGACUAAUUAGAAAUAUAAAGUUUUUGUUAAUAAAAACAGUUGCAACAUUUCCUGUGAAGAAUUUGUAAACAUAACUGCGUGCUAAAAACUGCAAAUUCGUGGUGAAAAAAGUGAGAGCGAAAGAAAGAAAACAUUGAUUUGUUACAAGUGACGCGACUUGUGCUCGAAUUGUACCAUUUAAUUACACGCGCAGCAUUGCAUUGCUCCAAUUUCUGUGCAUAUUUUUGUAUGUCUCGCUGUAACGCCACCCACAGCACAGCGACUCCCCUUUUCGGCAGUGAAAGUAUUUCCGUGAAUGCGACGUGUACGUAGGUACUUGUCAGCCCUAUGCGACAUUUGCCAAUGUUUGUGUGUUGGUAUGUAGGCAACCUGAACGUCUUUGCAGUUUCCUAAUCGCUUUAGAGCACCGCUGAGGCGUAAAAUCUUGCCGCAAGUGCAGCAGUUGCAGCAGUCGCAGCGACGUUGACUGCGGCGACAGCAUUGUCUACACGGCUGCACUGUGCUGGCAUGUGCAAUAACAACGUUGACUUUUGUUAGUGGCACUGCAACGCUUACGUGUCCUUGAAUUGCUCGACUGACGCUGGUGAUUUUUGUGGCAUUGGUGAUCCAUUUCAAUCAUUGCAUGACAUACUUUCUUCCGCCGGAAAUGCUGCUAUCGUGUAUUGAUUGUGCGUUUGUGUUAAAAACAAUACUUUUGUGCUAAUAAAUGCAGUGCUGCCAAUAUACUAUUAUAAAUUAUUGACUGGAGUGCUGCAUUGCGACGGAACCUGUUGGCGUACGCGACUGCUGAAUAGAAAAACAAAUAUUUGGCACAAAAGUAAAUAAUAGAAAAUCAAUUUGUAUAUAAAGUGAGAAAAAAACACAAAAGCGCAGUCAAUUAAAAGCGACGAAAAAUCGAUUGUGCUCAUUUGUUUGGUUUUAAGCUAACACUGUGAACCACUGACUUGUGCAGCGCGGUUGGCAGUUAGUGAAUAGCCGUGCAUGCAGUUACUUGAGACUUUGUGUGUUUUCGGCGAGUUAAAAAAUAAAUAAUAUUUUUCAAAAUUGCUUUACAUACGCUGAAGUUAUAAAGUAAUAGUGUAAAGUAAACAAAAAACAUAUGAACAUAAAAACCGUUACAAUUUUAACAAUAUAAAAAAAUCACCACAUUUACUCCCCUCUCACGUCUUACUGCACGCAUGAGUCAUCCGCCUUUUAACUGACCCCCUUUGGCCAUUAUUGCUGUUGGCUUACAAUUAGUCGGAAAAUCAACAUAUAAACACAGCGUGUCGUCGUGUUUGGAAAAUGAAAAGUCACAACAAAUAUGCAAAAUUACCCCAAGACUUAGAUUUAAGUUUCCAAGAGCAAUUGGAUGUGGAUGCAGGUGCUUCGGAUGAAUUUAAUUUAGCUGCUGGCAUUGGUUUGGCAGACGAUACAGACGACGACGAACACGUACCAAAAACAACAACGGCAGCAACUGGUGACCUAAACGCAGCCAGCGCAUUGGAGGGUCACGUUUUCGACGACGAAGAGGACGAAAUUGUAAUAGCAACAGCUUUAAGCAGCGGUGUUAGUGUUGGUACGCGUACGAAUGUUGUUGGCGGUGGUGCAGCCAGUGUGCGUGUGAACACGUCAGCCAACAGUGGCGAUAGGAUAGUGCGUGGUGGCGGCGGUGUGGCUGUUGGUUUAGGCAGCGAUAGUGUAAUCGAGACGGGUUCAACCCUAACGCCCGAAAUGUUGCUGACCACGUCUGAGUCAUCGACGUACAGCGCCUCCGAAGUGGCCGGCCGUCUACAGGUCGACACGCGUACCGGUCUCAAAUGGACCGAGGCUAAGUACCGUGCGAAAAUAAUCGGACACAAUGAGUUGAAUGUGAACGAGGAGGAUCCUACAUGGAAGAAAUAUAUUGAACAGUUUAAGAAUCCACUUAUACUGCUACUGUUGGGCAGCGCGCUAGUUUCGGUAAUUAUGAAACAGUAUGACGAUGCUGUGAGCAUAACGAUAGCCAUCAUCAUAGUGGUAACGGUCGCUUUCAUACAAGAGUACCGUUCGGAGAAGAGUUUGGAGGAGUUAAAGAAGCUGGUGCCACCCGAGUGCCAUUGUCUGCGCGAAGGACGACUCGAUACGUUUUUGGCGCGUGAGCUAGUGCCAGGCGAUGUGGUGUACUUGAAUGUAGGCGAUCGUGUGCCCGCCGAUGUGCGGCUCUUCGAUGCCAUCGAUCUGUCGAUCGAUGAGUCAAGCUUCACGGGCGAAACGGAACCGGCGCGCAAGAGCACCGAGCUCAUACUGAGCAGCACCACCAAUAAGGAUCAUACAAAUAUGAAAAAUGUAGCCUUUAUGGGCACAUUGGUGCGCUGCGGCAAUGGCAAGGGUGUUGUAGUGAGCACCGGUGAGCGCAGUGAGUUCGGUGAGGUUUUCAAAAUGAUGCAAGCUGAAGAAGCGCCGAAGACACCGUUGCAGAAAUCGAUGGAUAUACUCGGCGCACAGCUAAGUUUCUAUUCGUUUCUCAUCAUUGGCGUAAUUAUGCUAUUGGGUUGGCUACAAGGCAAACCGCUAACCGAAAUGUUCAAUAUAAGCGUUUCUUUGGCUGUCGCCGCCAUACCCGAAGGCCUACCCAUUGUGGUAACCGUGACGCUGGCACUCGGUGUCAUGCGUAUGGCCAAACGCAAUGCGAUUGUGAAGAAAUUGCCAACCGUGGAGACGCUCGGUUGCGUGAAUGUCAUUUGUUCGGACAAAACGGGCACUUUGACGAAGAACGAAAUGACAGCGACAGUUAUCAUCACAUCUGACGGCUACAUGGCCGAUGUCACCGGCGCGGGUUAUAAUGACCAAGGCGAAAUACAUAUACGCAAUUGCAACAACGUCGAAAUGGCCAAAGCAAACAUCACGAACUUGUUAGAAAUCGGCGCAGUCUGCAAUAAUGCUUACAUACAGAACGGCACGUUGCUCGGCCAGCCGACAGAGGGUGCACUCAUCGCUGUCGCCAUGAAGAAUGGCAUGUACGCCACCGCUGAGAACUAUGUGCGCAUACAGGAGUAUCCAUUCUCAUCCGAACAGAAAAUGAUGGCUGUCAAGUGCAUACACAAAUAUAACAAUAACAAAGAGGAAAUCUUCUUUGCCAAAGGCGCGUUGGAAAUGCUGUUGCCGCAAUGCACGAAAUACAUGUUCGGCACACAAACGGUGCCGUUGACAAAGCAAAAUGAGGCGGAAUUCCUUGCGGAGGCCUAUGAAAUCGGCCGCAAGGGCUUGCGUGUGCUGGCGCUGGCGAAAGGACGCAGCCUGCAGGAUCUCAUCUACUGUGGCCUGGUGGGCAUAACCGAUCCGCCGCGUCCAUUGGUACGCGAAUCCAUUGAGAUGCUGAUGCAGAGCGGCGUGCGCGUCAAGAUGGUAACCGGCGAUGCGCAGGAGACGGCCAUGGCGAUUGCAAAUCUCAUUGGCAUUGAUACAAUUCAUCAGCAGACGCUCUCCGGUCAAGAGAUGGACCAACUAAAUGAACAUCAGCUCGAUAAAGUCGCCAAUAAUGUGAGUGUUUUCUAUCGUGUGACACCGCGUCAUAAACUCGCGAUCGUAAAAUCGCUACAACGUACGGGAAAUAUUGUCGGUAUGACCGGUGAUGGUGUAAAUGAUGGUGUCGCUUUGAAGAAGGCGGAUAUCGGUAUAGCUAUGGGCAAGAACGGAACGGAUGUAUGCAAAGAAGCUGCUGAUAUGAUACUAGUCAAUGACGAUUUCCACACCAUAAUUGCCGCCAUCGAGGAAGGCAAGGCUAUCUUCUACAAUAUACGCAAUUUCGUACGUUUCCAAUUGAGCACCUCGAUCGCCGCUCUCUCAUUGAUCGCGCUCGCUACACUCAUGGGUAUCGCCAAUCCGCUAAAUGCUAUGCAAAUCCUUUGGAUCAAUAUUAUCAUGGAUGGACCACCAGCGCAAUCGCUCGGCGUCGAACCGGUGGAUCAUGAUGUACUCAAGCAGAAACCGCGUAAUGUCAAACAACCGAUGAUAACGAAAUCAGUGAUCGUGAAUGUGUUGCUAAGCGCCAGCAUCAUAGUGCUCGGCACGUUAUGGGUAUUUCAGCGUGAAAUGGCCGAUGGCACGAUGGGCAAAACGAAGCGCGACACGACCAUGACCUUCACGUGUUUCGUCUUUUUCGAUAUGUUCAAUGCACUGGCGAGUCGUUCGGCAACGAAGAGCGUUUUCAAGAUCGGCUUGUGCACGAACAAAAUGUUCCUACUUGCUGUCGGUUUCUCGAUUAUCGGGCAAAUGUUGGUCAUCUAUUUCCCCCCACUACAAAUGGUAUUCCAAACGGAAGCGCUCUCUGCCUACGAUAUACUCUUUUUAGUAUCGCUCACCUCGUCGGUUCUGAUCGUAGCGGAGAUUAAGAAGUGGUUCGAGCGCACCAUGGAACGUAAGAUGUACAAGACACGCUCCGAGUUGGAUUUCGUAUGACAAAAAGCAAGCGCUGGAAGAAAAUCGUCAAACGUAAAGAAUGAUUAAGCUUAGCAAAAUACACACAAACCACAAACAAACAAACAACACGUAGCAAGGAGUGCGUUGGAUGGAUGGCACGGAGCGAACGAACUUGGGCGGGCGAAUGACGAACGGAUUGCCGUGAAUGGAAUUGGGGUUAGAAGCGUAAAAGUAUAAAAACAAAGAAAACCACAAAAAAAUCGAAAAUGUUUAGGGUACACUGGGCGUAAUUUUAAGCGAAAGCAAGAGAGCAACAUGAAGUAAAACGAAAGAGAGCAAAACUAAUACAAUACUUUAAAUGUCUCUUUAACUUUAUAUGGUUUACUUUUCAUUGUAAUUAGUUGGUAUUUAAACGCAUUAAGCGAAAUGACUAAGUUAGUUGUUAAUUAGCGAAGAUGGUGAGCGAGUUAAAGAAAGGAUGCAUAACGUGCUGUGCAGUUCUGGACUGAAAAAUAUGGAAAUUGGUGAACAGAGUAGUGCAAUUAGAAAUAUAAUGAGGAGCUUUGCUCAAAAGUUGUGGAGCCUGACGAAUUAUUCGAUAUUUUUUUUUUACUUUCUUAAAAGAAUAUUAUUUCUGGAGAUUUUUUGGGAGAUUUUUGUUUAAUUCUUUUUCCUUGUAAGGUCAUUUAAUUUUCGCAUAAUCUUUUUAUUUAGUUCGUUUGGGUGUAGUUUCUAAAGUUAUUGCAUAACCAGGAGGCCAAUAUUAUAUUCGACACCAUGUUAAAGUAACUCACACACGCAUUGUUCGAGGCUCGAAAUUAUACUUUGUCUAAGCAAUAGCUUACAUAUACAAACACUUGAAUCAUUUCUACAAAUUUAUUCAUUUUCGUAAGGAUGUAAGUUCUUUUAUCCUAUGGUACUCAAAGUUGUAAGUUGCUUUACCAUGCAAUCUUCAGCUUGAAAGCGGAAUUUUACUAGUAUUGACCAAAUUUGUAUUGAAAAUAUUGCGCAACAUGUUGCUGACAGUAACUUUUAAUGUUGAAAGUUGUUUCACCAUACGAGACUCGAAAUUUUAAGUUGAUUUGUAUUGAAAAUGUUGUGCAACAUGUUGCUGAAAGUGUCCUUUCGCUUCUAUAUGGUCACUUUAAGACUAUAACAGCACUACACGAUUUGACUGGAGUUUUUAAAUAUUUUAUUUUCUUAUUUAUUUUUUUUUUUGUUGUGGCUAACUUAUUUUAUCGAUAUUUUCUUUGAAAAAUUAAAUUAAAAAUUUUUAUUUAUUUUUUUUUUUGUUGUGGUUAUGUUGUUUUACUUCUUUUCGUGACUUUUUGUUCCAACUUUUUCGAUUUUCUGAAAGCGACUUUGUGAAAGCCAUCACAUCCUUAUUUGCUCGCUUACUUUUUGAUUGUAUUGAAUUAGUUUUAGAUUUAAUUUUAAUUAUAUAAUGUAUUGUAUGUGUAUUAAUGUAUUAUUAAUAACUCUUUUUUCUUGUUAAUUUUCUGAGAAAUCGUAUUAGUUGCUAGCUUGGCAUAAUCAUUAUGUUUUAUAUAAGGUUGAAAUACAGGGUGUAACUUCACUUAGCAUUAAUAUAGCUGUAUUUUUUUAAUUACAAAAAUUAGUAUUACUUUUUUAUUAAUUCUAACAGUUUUGGUUUUGUGUUUUUAAUUAUAAUAAAUUAUAGCUGUUUUUGAGUUGUAAAAAUAUAAUUUUUAAUUUUAAUUAAUUAUAAUUUGUCUUUUUUUAAUUAUAAAAAAUU